AUGAGAAUAUUUUUAAUUCUCAUUUUUGUAUUAGGAUGGUUUUGGGUGGAUGCGCAAUUGGUGCCAAAUCAUGCUAGUAUCAACGAGAAAAGAAAACAUAUUGAGGUCGAUUCGACUUGGUUAGACAAAAAACAAAAAGAAGUUCAGAGGGUGAGUUUUUAGUUUUGAGAUUGAAAACAAACUGAUUUUUAACAUCACAUAGUUUCAAACUUAAGAUUCUUUGCAAUAAAAAUUUUAAAAAUAAAAAAUUCAAAUUCAAAAUACUCACCACAGAGAUCCAUUUUUCGAAUAUUUGAUAAUAAUAGAGAAAGACGUGCGAUAAAAAAUGAAAAUAAAAAAUGAAAAAUGAAAAAAAGCAAACACGUCAAGAUAUUUCACUGACGCAAUUUGUGUGCAACUGCGGCAAUUUGAAUUUUUUUUUUAAUUUUCAUGUAAAAUUUUUAAAAUUGAAUACACUGACUAAACCUUUGUGUGUUUGCGGGAAUUUGAAUUUUUCAAAAUGUUCCCGUUAUAAUAAUUAGCGUAGAGUGCAUAAAAUCCCACACAUCUGAUAAGAUUAGUGAAAGUUGUCUAGUUUUUAACCUUGAUUCACUUUCGUCUGGGAACAUCACAUCAUCAAUGUUUUUCCAGUUCUAUCUCUUUUUCUCCUCAUGUUCUACUAAUUAGAACGAUUAGCUUCAGAAAGAUAGGAAAAACAAUUCGAAUUCAAUUCGCUUUUUCCAGGUCGCUCUUGAUGCUUCAAAUAAAGAAAAAGUUGUUCUCGAUUUGUUGAAUCAGAAGAAACAAUUCACAGCUUCAGCAAGUGGGAAUGUUGCCGCGGCUGAAACUUUUGAUGGAAAACGUGCGCAAGUUCAAAAAAUUGGGGAUAAGGGAGGAAUUGCGACUGUAGAUGGGCAUAAAGCUCAACUUCGCACUAAAAAUGAUGAAGAAGGAGAACACGCACUUUUGAAAGCUGAUGGUAAAUAUGAGUUGGAUACUAUUGCAAAAGGAGAUUUGAAGGGGAAACCUGAUGUGAGUAAUUUUUCAUCUUUUUUUCAAAAAUAUUUUUUUCUUUUUUCAGCAAACCGAGUUCCAAGCUCGCAACGAUCGCUUCGAUUUCAAGUUGAACCCAAAUGAACAUGAUAACAAUACCGGUAAUGGUAUUUUAUCUUUCGGUGAUAAUGUAAGAUCAAAACACAAUAAACUAGAGAAAAUUCAGUUUUUUUUAGGAAAAAGGGAAGAAUGGAAAAUAUGCCUACACAAUCGCUCAAAAUGGAAAGAAAACUGAUGCAACUCUUUCGGCUGAUAAUUUAGUUGGAUCGCAACUCCAACAAUCACUUUUCGGAAGAAGAAAUAAUAAAUAUCACUGUACCGCGGAAACUCCAGGAGUUUCACAAUGUUAUGAUGCGCAAGGAAAAUCGGUUGGAAAAGUUGUGGCUGAUAAGAAUGGAAAUACUGUAGUUUAUAAUGAUAAGGAUGUUCCAAUUGGAACUGGAAGUGUUAAACAAACUGGGCCACGAAGUUAUGAAGCUGUUAUUUCAAAGAAUUUGUUUGUUGCAAAAUUGAAGGAUGCAAGAUCUGCUUCAUGUUGUAAAGAAUUGACUGGACAAGAAUGCACUCAACCAAUUAAAUUGGCGAAGCCAACAUUUUCGAGUCCUUCUUCAAGAGAUGGAGAUGGAACUGUUCAUCUUACUUGGCCAGAUUGUUUUGAUAUGGGAAUUGAUGUUACACUUCCACCAGGUGUUCAUAUCAAUAAACUCGCAAUGAAACUUGAUGUUUCGAUUCAACCAAUUGGAAAACUUCGUUGUAUGGAUGUUGCAACUUGUGGAAGAGAAUGUUUCUAUUGUGAUUGGUGUAAAGAAUCAAGAAAACUCAAACUUCUCGAAAACACCGAUGGAAAUCUGUGCCGAGCAACUGGAGAAAGAACUUAUCGACUCACUACUAAACUUUGUCCACCACCAGAGGAUCCAAAUUUCACAAUGUGCACAGCAUUCUCCAAAUCAGUUUGGCAAAAAGAUUAUUGGCAAAAGAAAGGAGCCGUUGAUGUUUGGAUGAAAUUUUAUGAAAGAGGACAAACAAGGCCAGAAUUGGAAAAGGAAUUCUUUGCACAAAUUGAUAAUCCCCUUCUUGGAAAAGCUUUCAAAUUUGCAAUUAUUGGAGAAUGGCUUGCAGCUAAUUCUUUGGAUCAAGGAAGUUAUACUCCAACAAAUUCAGAACUUUUGGAAUAUUGGGUUUCAAAACGUGAUCCAGAUCGUUUGUUGGCUUGUCAGCACGCAAUUGUUGAUUAUGAUAUUGAAGGAGCUAAAGUUAAGACAAAUUUAUUGUUCGAAGCUGCCACAACAGCUAAUUCAAUUCCAAAUAUUUUGAAAGAUAAAAAAUGUGGAGCAUUUGAGAAAUUGCAAGAAGAUCGUUUCCAAAAAGAAGCCGCUGAUUAUAAACAACAAUCUGGUGGUGGAAAUUUCUUGUCAGGACUUGGUGGAUUUUUGAACACUGUUCGUGGACGUUAA
Messenger RNA from Caenorhabditis angaria, 2486 nucleotides. The record is from the annotation of a GenBank genome assembly. Lineage: Eukaryota; Metazoa; Nematoda; Chromadorea; Rhabditida; Rhabditidae.